AUGUCGAGUCCGCCGGGAGAAGACUUUGAGAAAGUUCUUAGUACUAGCAGUCGACCUCACAACUACUGUAGUUCUGAAUCAUCAAUGUCAGAAGAUGAUGGAGAAAAUGAGCAUGUUUUGAAGCAUGGAGCACCCGCUGAAGCGUUGACACCAGACUCAGAACGAAUGGUAGUUUUAGGAAAAGAUUUAGUUCAAUCUGCACCCGGAAGUAUAGUGCCCACUGAAAACGCUUCAUGGAUAAAUCGAAUCAAAAAAGCUGGAGCUUCAAUGAUGGGAAGUAUGCGUCCAUCGAGUUCAAGUCAAGAGACACUUCCAAGAGAGGAAACCGAAAAACAACACAAGAAAAAAUGGAAAGCAAGAUUGUGGUCGACAUGGAAUAAUAUUAAAUAUUCAAGCACAUGGAUGUCGGAUAGAACAGAUGAAUACGGCGGGGAAAAUGAUGUGGUGUUUUUGGGAAAAAGAUAUUCGACGAAUAAAAAUUUGAAUGGUGUUAGCAUAGGAUUUGAAGACUUUUGCUCUGACUACUAUUCGAGGCUGUGGAUAACUUAUCGAACGGAUUUUUCGCCUCUUCUGAAAACAGAUACGACAACAGAUUGUGGAUGGGGAUGCAUGAUUCGAACGACACAGAUGAUGGUUGCACAAGCAAUUAUGAUAAAUCGAUUUGGAAGAAAUUGGAGAUUUGUGAGACGGAAAAAGUCUCAUGUAACUGUCAAUGGAGAAGAAACGGAAUUCGAUACAGAGAAGAUGAAGGAGUGGAUGAUUCUGAAAUUGUUUGAAGAUAAACCAUCUGCACCUUUAGGAAUUCAUAAAAUGAUUGAAAUCGCUGCGAGAGAGAAAGGAAAAAGAGCUGUAGGCUGUUGGUAUAGCCCAUCAGAAGCUGUGUUUAUCAUGAAAAAAGCAAUCACCGAAUCAGCGUCUCCUCUGACUGGUGACACUGUAAUGUAUCUUUCGAUUGAUGGAAGAGUUCAUAUCAGAGAUCUUGAAGUAGAGACAAAGCACUGGACGAAAACUCUGAUGCUAGUCAUAGUAGUAAGAUUGGGAGCAGCUGAACUGAAUCGUAUUUAUGUUCCUCAUCUGAUGCGUCUCUUUUCUAUGGAUUCUUGUCUUGGAAUCACUGGCGGACGCCCUGAUCAUUCUUGUUGGUUUGUUGGCUAUUAUGGAGAUCAAGUGAUCUACUUGGAUCCCCACGUGGCACACGAAUACAUUCCAAUUGAUAUGGACUUCAACACGAGUCAAGAAGAUCCUAAGAAGCCCAAAAAGUGUCCGGAGCGAAGUUAUCACUGUCGUCUCCUCUCGAAAAUGCACUUUCUCGAUAUGGAUCCUUCGUGUGCUCUAUGCUUCAGAUUUGAGUCUAGGGAGCAGUUUGAUCAAGAUAUGAGGCAGUUGAAUUUGUCUCAAUUCAUCGACAUCGAUCAAGGAGAGGAGCACGGAAUGAAACGAGUACGAGAUCCUCUGUUCAGUGUGGUUUACGGAGAGAGACGCAGAGUUCCGAGUUACGAACGAGAGGUCUCGGAGUCGGAUCAAGCACAAGCGGAUAAGCACGGUUUUGAGAUGCUGUGA
Caenorhabditis briggsae is the source of this 1560-nucleotide messenger RNA. RefSeq names its product Protein CBR-ATG-4.2 (gene Cbr-atg-4.2). The record is from RefSeq and is a predicted model, not a curated record. Gene Ontology annotation, molecular function: protein-phosphatidylethanolamide deconjugating activity. The transcript has 9 exons. NCBI's taxonomy places the organism in Eukaryota, Metazoa, Nematoda, Chromadorea, Rhabditida, Rhabditidae. The coding region runs from base 1 to 1560 and encodes 519 amino acids.